UUAGAAACACGCUGAAAUUGUCAUUCUGUUAGUAAGCACGUGUGAGAGUGAGUGUUAAUUGUUACAACCAUGGCCUUCAUGAUGCCCGUUGUGAAGAACGAUUGGGACAUUUACAAGUCCAAUCGUUCUCGCAGGACCUCCGAGUGCUCCAAUCCGACAUCCUGUCGUUCCCGCAAAGUGUCGGAAUGCAAGAGCGAAGGGCCCAGUCUGUCCACCUCUCCAGGAUCGGACUACAUGGUCUCGCCCACCCAUCGCAGUGUGCCUGCCAACAUGUCCCGACAGUACUCCAGGACCUCACAGAGCAGUCUCCAGAGUCCCAUCAAGAGCACCUCCUCGUCGCCACCAAAAAACGGCUCCGAGACAAGUCUCAACAAGUUCCACAACAGGCUUUUGGACAAGUUGAAGAAGUCGCUCAGGAGUAAAGAUGCAGAAAGUGAAAGAACGAGUUCCUGAGACGAGGAGCCAAAGGACUCCACCUCCUAGAAAGUGAGGACGAUUUUAGAGUGACUGCGACCGUGCUAACCGAACUGCGACUACGUAUGUUCAGGUAUAGCAAUUGGUAAUAUUGCCCUGUGAUAUGUAGCGAAAUUUUAGAUUAUUUAGAUUAUAUUAGGGUUUUCUGGAGGCUAGCUCGGUCGAUUUUUAAUCAAUGACUUAUUGUUGUCAUCAAAAAGUAGAUAUUUAUGUGGUUAUAUUACUGAAAGACUGCUGGGAGGAAAUUAGGAGUUUUUAAAUGAAAUAUUAUAUUAAACUUAAGAGCCUAUAUUUGCUUGUUAUAUAAAGUCUGCUCCAAAUUGCUGCGAGUUUCAAAUUUCAGCAAUUUGGAGCAAAUACAAGAAUAUUACAUAGUUUAUAAGCAAUUGUAAUGAGGGAAUGAAAAAUCUCUCAUCUAGUGGAACAUUCCAAAAUCGAAAUAGUUUUGCAGUCAUAUCUAACGAAUUACACGUACAAUAAAUAAUACUUAAUACGAGGACCAUUUGGUACCUACAUUGUGAAUUAUUAAUUCUACGUACACUUAUACAAAUGUGUUCUAUACAAAUUGCGCCCUUUGUAUUGUAAUCUUUUGCUACUUAUAUGGAACGAAUUUGUAUGUAAUAUGGAGAAAUAAACCUUGCCUUAUGGCCGUGUGUUAUUACAA
Tribolium madens (black flour beetle) is the source of this 1138-nucleotide messenger RNA. RefSeq lists its product as uncharacterized. The coding region runs from base 70 to 453 and encodes 127 amino acids. The transcript has a single exon. The record is from RefSeq and is a predicted model, not a curated record. Lineage: Eukaryota; Metazoa; Arthropoda; Insecta; Coleoptera; Tenebrionidae.